AUGACAGCGUUCGACAUGGCUUACAAUCCGUAUGGCAGUUAUCAUCAUUUGGCCGUGGACAACUGUAAUGCGUCGUGCUACGAAAAAGUAAGACACGUGCAUAUUUAUUACUGUCGCCUGUUUUUCUUUUGAUCAAAAAUAUAAAACGGUUCACGUAUGAUUGAUUGUAUACGUAUAUUAUGUUACACGGGUUAUUUUUUUUUGUUUUUCUGAGCGAAGCGAGUAAUCCACUGGUGUCUGUAAACAACCUGUUUUUACCGGAAAUAUUGUUCCAAUCCAAAACUGUAUCAGUACUUUUUUAUAAGUAUUUUUGAUCAUUAGAUUAUAUUUAUUAUUUAUACAAACAUAAAUUAAAUUACUGUAUACAUGUCCAUCGUCCAUUUUUCAAAUUUUCCUCCUAAAACAGUGGCACACCCAUAUCAUGUGCAGUGUCAGCUUUUAUUCUAUAUGAAAUUAAUCCAAGCUCGUGAAAUCGAUAACGCUUAUAAUCUAUACAAAAUAAUAAUACUACAUAGAUGAAAAUAAAGCCGAAAAUACUUAGCAAUUUGCAACCGUAGAUGACCACUACUGUAAGUGGGAAGUUUGAAAUGUAUAGGUUAUAUCGCACGGUUAUAUCUAUACCUAUAAGACAAUUUAGUUUAUAUAGCGACAAUAAAUCAUCACAGAAUUAAAAAAACCAUUCUGAGAGGAGCUCAAUAGACUGACACGGUUAUACACGUUAUAGUACCUAUUAUAUUUUUCCGCUGUGUAACCGAGGUAACCUGACAAAAGUAAAACCGAUAUAACGUUAUUUGUUGUCAAGUACUUGUUUUUAAAAUUUUAUAGAAAACCCGUCCGAAAACUAGAUAUUUUUUCAAAUAUAGUAACAAUCCGAAUCUUUUAUGGUAGGUACUAUACAUAAUAUAUUUGUAAAAUUUCGAAUUAUUUUACUCACAACAAAUGUUUUUUAGGGGAGGGGGGGGGGUAAAUGCGCUAUUAUUCAACCGCUCGUAUAAUAUUCGCUAUACACUUUGCUAAAUUCAUAAACUUUUAACUGCAGAUUAAUUAUAAUCGACCGAUUUGAUUUAAAUUAUAUUUCUAUUUCGUUUAAAAUUAUUACUAUGCAAUACAAUCAUUAUUUUUCUCUAUAUUAAUAUAAUAUUUAAUUUAAUACUGGAAUAAUUACGCCAUUAAAAAACCAUAAAUAACGCGGAUAUGAAUAGUGUUUUUCCUAUAUUUCGAGGUAAUUACUUAGGUUCCGCAUGUGCAAUUACAAUAGCAAUUUAUUUUUUUACGAAAUCCUUUACGCGAUUGAAGGAUAAACACCUAAUUUUGUUAUUACACUUGCAAUGAAUUCAUUGACAUUAUAAUUUAUACUUAUACGGAUGGUCGUAUGAAGAUAAACUUGUAACUUAUGUGUAUAAAUAUUAUUGUGUAUAUGUCGUGUAUGUGUGUGUGUGUGUGUGUGUGUGUGUGUAUGUGUUUUAAUAAACUUACGUCGAAUGGGUAAUUUAAACAAUUUAAAAAACUAGUUUCGUGUAAGCGCUUGUUAAUCGAAUAAUCGGCUAUAUGUUAAUAAGAAUGGUUUUAUAGGAAUUAUUUUAAAUCUGUUUUUUUUUUCAAUAAUAUUUGAUUACAUUUUUAAUUGAUUUUUUUUGUUUUUGUUUCAUUGCGCAUAAUAUAAUGGUCAUAACUCGUAUCGUUCUAUACGGACAGCCCGUACAGGUUCAAUAUAAUAGUUGCGAAAACUAUAUUAUCUAUACUAGUAUAUUCGAAUUUGAAUUUACUUCGUGUUUUCGUGUCAUAAUAUUCACUCGCGUCAUAUUCGUCGACAUGCUUUACACCUUUUUUUGUUUUUUUUGCAAGCACGUAAAAAAAACACACAUCAUAUAUUAUCAUAGUAAAAUCUAUACGUAUUUUUUGCCACGAGCUAUACGCGGUCAGAAUCUAAAAAAAGAUCGGUGUGAUAAAUUUAAUUUUCUGUUUGUUCUACCAUCGUAUGUUAACUAUUGUAAUGUACACAGCAUCAAUGCCAUACUACGUCAAUAUGUCGGUUAUACGUUAUAAACUGGCCACUGGCGGUAUAUAUGGGUUUAUACAACCUGUUAGUAAUUUAGUAUAUACGAGCGAACAGUAUGUUUUUAUUACGUUUAGCUCGCGGGCAAAAAACGGUGCAAAAACAUUUAAUGUUAUAAUAUGUACAGUAUAUUAUAGUCUACACUAUAUUAUAAUUUGUACUCGAUACAUUUUGUAUCAUAUAACUCCUACGAUAUAAUAAUAAUCAGAUACACGUGCAAGUCUAUCGGUAUUUCGCGGUAUACUUCUAAACGAUCUGGUCCGGAGAUGUGCUGCAGUGUCUCUAAAACUAUUGUGUUGUCUUCAAUAUUAAGGUCGUAGAACGUGAGUGUGGCUAAGAGGCUAUACCUUCCAACCCUUAAUAUACAUAUAGCUCACCCAUGAAAAAUAAAAAGCAAGGUUCUUCCGUUACCCUUUUUUUUUGGCCAAAAAUGUACAAAAUAUAUCAAAAGCUUAUAUCUACUAUAUCGUCGAUAAAAAAAUAAAAUGUUUAUAGUUUUUUGUGAGAAGCAUAUUUUUAAUGAAAUUGAUAAAAUAUGAAAAAAAAAAAUCUAUUUAGUUUCCCACUGUUUAGAAUCAUUUCGUGUAUCUCUAUGGAAAAUUAAUAUAGAUACUUCGUAGGAAGCUUGAAAAAUAGACUGUUUUUAUUUGUACGACAAUCUUUUAAAAACUAAUUUUUCGAAAAACCAGUAGAUAGUGCCUUUUCAUUAUCAGGUGACGACUCGCUCUUCUCCGUUAUGAUAUCCUCACUGCUCCAUCUACAUAGUUGAAUGAUAAUAGCUUUAUACGCACACACGCACACACGAUAAUAUAUAGGCAUACUAUUGCUGGAAACGAUCGAUCGAAAUAUUAAAGUUUACCGUUUAUAUAUUAUUAUUAUAUACGAGUAUAUUAUAAAUAGUGUGUGCGCAUAUUGUGUGUACCAACAACGCAAGAGUAGUGCGAGUGUACUAAACGGGCAUAUUAAAUUAUAUUUAUGGGCUCGUAAAACCGAAAUCAGUCGCGGACCCGGUUUAUAUUGUAAUAUGCGCCACCGAUGAAAUUUAUGACGUUUAGCUCAUUAACCCCUUCAUACCGGAGGUCAUUGAGAUCCCCAUUGAGUUGCCCGUUAACUUUUUUGAUAUAGAACAUAAAUCAACCGGCGACAGUAUUUAUAAUAUUGUCAAUGGUUUUUUUUUUUUUUUUUUUUUUUUUUUUUCAUAUAAUAUGUAUACCUUUACGCGUGUGCAUAAAUAUGAUUGUGCACUCGUCGUCAUUCUGUAAUAUUUACCGUAAAACAAUUCGAUUUAUCAUAAUAAAGUUGAUUGGACUUUUCCUACGUAGAUUUGGCGCUUAAUUUUAGACUCGGAACGGAAUGAGGGAUCUGUUGGAUUCAGUGGCACAACCAGGAUUUAUUUUCGAAGAGAGUUUUAUGAAUUUGAAAAAAAAAGUCAAUUUUGGAUGUUAUUUGUUGGAGUGGAGACACUAA
Molecule: messenger RNA, 3523 nt
Organism: Cinara cedri
Lineage: Eukaryota; Metazoa; Arthropoda; Insecta; Hemiptera; Aphididae
Source: the annotation of a GenBank genome assembly